AGCAUAUGAAAUUUUCAGACAGCGGAAAAAUAAUUUACUGGGAGCGUGCGCUCUGAGGAACGCCGUGUGAUGUCCGAAGUGCAUUGCGGCACUACUGCACUGAUUCGCAUGAAAAACUAACCUCGUUUAUUGCACUGCCACUUCCAAACCAUAAUACUAGUACUAGUUGUUGAGGAAGAUCAGAUUUCCAAGAAACGUUUUCAUUUUCUUUCUUCUGGUAAUAAUUUGAAGAGAUACUGGAGAGACAAUGGAAGAUGCCUACGCCAGAUCCGUCUCCGAGGUUUUGGAAUUCUUCGCUGUGGAUCCGACAAAAGGCUUGACAGACUCCCAGGUUGCAGAGCAUGGCAGAUUAUAUGGGAACAAUGUGCUGCCGCAAGAACAAAGUACUCCUUUUUGGAGAUUAGUGCUGAAGCAAUUUGACGAUUUACUUGUAAAGAUAUUAAUUGCAGCAGCUGUGGUUUCGUUCUUUUUGGCCUUGGCUAAUGGAGAGACAGGCUUAUCAGCCUUCUUGGAGCCUUCAGUAAUCCUUAUGAUAUUGGCUGCAAAUGCAGCUGUUGGCGUUAUCACAGAAACAAAUGCAGAGAAGGCCCUUGAGGAACUACGUGCAUACCAAGCUGAUGUUGCAACUGUCCUGCGAAAUGGUUGGUUUUCAAUUUUGCCGGCAGCAGACCUUGUCCCUGGAGAUAUUGUAGAAGUCAGUGUGGGAUGCAAGAUUCCAGCAGAUAUGAGGAUGAUAGAGAUGCUGACUGACCAAUUACGAGUUGAUCAGGCUAUUCUUACAGGUGAGAGCUGUUCUGUGGAGAAAGAACUGGAUGCCACCAAUGUGACUAAUGCAGUAUACCAGGACAAGACUAACAUUCUCUUCUCGGGAACAGUUGUAGUUGCUGGAAGGGCAAGAGCUGUUGUUAUUGGUGUUGGCUCUAAUACUGCAAUGGGAAGCAUACGAGAUUCUAUGUUGAAAACGGAAGAUGAAGUGACACCGCUGAAGAAGAAGUUGGAUGAAUUUGGUACAUUUUUGGCUAAGGUUAUUGCAGGCAUAUGUAUUUUGGUUUGGAUUGUCAACAUUGGUCAUUUCCGAGAUCCUGCUCAUGGUGGCUUCUUUCGAGGGGCAAUACAUUACUUCAAGAUUGCAGUUGCUCUUGCUGUUGCAGCCAUUCCUGAAGGGCUACCUGCUGUUGUUACGACGUGUCUAGCUCUUGGAACGAAGAGAAUGGCUCGUUUAAAUGCUAUAGUUAGGUCAUUGCCAUCGGUAGAGACCUUAGGUUGCACAACAGUGAUCUGCAGUGACAAGACUGGUACUCUGACUACCAAUAUGAUGUCUGUCUCAAAGGUAUCCGUUCUUCAAUCUGCAUAUGAUGUUCCUGUUGUUGCUGAAUACAGUGUGAGUGGGACCACGUAUGCACCAGAAGGUACACUCUUUGACAACACUGCGGAGGUGCAGCUUGAGACUCCAGCAAAUCUUCAUUGUCUUCUGCAUACGGCAAUGUGCUCAGCCCUUUGCAAUGAGUCUUUUAUUCAAUACAACCCAGAGAAGAGAAAUUAUGAAAAGAUUGGUGAGUCAACUGAAGUAGCACUUCGCGUACUGGCAGAAAAGAUCGGCCUUCCUGGUUUUGAUUCAAUGCCUUCAGCUCUUAAUAUGCUGUCCAGGCAUGAAAGGGCAUCAUACUGUAAUCGGUAUUGGGAGAAUCAAUUCAAAAAGGUCUCAGUGUUGGAGUUCUCUCGUGACCGAAAAAUGAUGAGCGUGCUAUGUAAUCGGAAGCAGAUACAGAUUAUGUUCUCAAAGGGUGCUCCAGAGAGUAUUCUUCCUAGAUGCACAGAUAUUAUGUGCAAUAAUGAUGGUUCAACUAUUCGUCUAACACCAGAAAUUAGAUCUGAGAUAGAGUCAAAAUUCCAGAGCUUUGCAGGAAAAGAAACUUUAAGAUGCCUGGCGCUAGCGUUGAAAAGGAUGCCAUUAGGGCAGCAGGCUCUGUCUUUUGAUGAUGAAAAGGAUCUUACAUUUAUUGGGUUGGUUGGCAUGCUUGAUCCACCAAGGGAGGAAGUAAGAAGUGCUAUUCUUGCUUGUAUGACUGCUGGAAUACGAGUCAUAGUUGUUACUGGAGAUAACAAGGCUACGGCAGAAUCAUUGUGCCAAAGAAUUGGUGCCUUUGAUAACUUGGAUGACUUUGAGGGUCUUUCUUAUACUGCUUCUGAGUUUGAGAAACUUCCAGCAGUACAGAAGACAGUGGCAUUGCAGCGAAUGACAAUUUUCACCCGGGUUGAACCAUCUCACAAGAGGAUGCUUGUUGAAGCAUUACAACAUCAAAAUGAAGUGGUUGCAAUGACUGGAGAUGGAGUUAAUGAUGCACCUGCGCUAAAGAAAGCAGACAUUGGAAUUGCCAUGGGAUCAGGCACUGCAGUAGCGAAGAGUGCUUCGGAUAUGGUUUUGGCAGAUGACAAUUUUGCCACAAUUGUUGCAGCUGUUGCAGAGGGAAGGGCUAUUUAUAACAACACAAAGCAGUUCAUCAGAUACAUGAUUUCGUCAAAUAUUGGUGAAGUAGUUUGCAUUUUUGUGGCUGGACUGCUAGGGAUUCCUGAUACUCUUGUGGCUGUCCAGUUGCUCUGGGUGAAUUUAGUAACAGAUGGCUUGCCUGCAACUGCUAUUGGAUUUAACAAACAAGACUGUGAUGUUAUGAAGGCUAAACCUCGCAAGGUCAAUGAAGCUGUUGUCACUGGAUGGUUAUUCUUCCGUUAUUUAGUUAUUGGAGUUUAUGUUGGGCUUGCUACUAUUGCUGGAUUUGUGUGGUGGUUUCUUUACUCUGAUAAUGGUCCUAAACUGCCGUAUACUGAACUGGUCAAUUUUGACAGUUGCCCAACAAGGGCAACAAAUUAUUCUUGCACUGUGUUCAGCGAUCGGCAUCCAUCAACUGUUUCAAUGACUGUACUUGUUGUGGUUGAGAUGUUCAACGCAUUGAACAACCUCAGUGAAAAUCAAUCACUUCUUGUCAUUCCCCCCUGGAGUAAUUUAUGGCUUCUUGGAUCAAUUGUCCUGACAAUGCUACUACAUGUCCUCAUUCUCUAUGUGGAACCGCUGUCUAUUCUUUUCUCGGUGGCACCACUAAGUUGGGCUGAAUGGACCGUUGUUUUGUAUCUUUCUUUUCCUGUAAUUAUAAUCGAUGAGAUAUUGAAGUUCUUUUCAAGAAAGUCAAGUGGCUUCAGGUUUAAUUUCAGAUUCAGAGGAGUUGAUUUACUACCUAAAAGUGAAGCUCAUGACAAGUGAUGGAGAAGAACCUUUGCUCCCCUUUAUGAAUAUACAGAGAUAUAGUUGAAAAUUGAACUGCUGAGAUCAACUUUGAGCAUGAACAUCUAGAUUGAUGUAUGUUGUCGUCAGUGCUAUUUGACGACUUUUAGAAGCAUUAAUGUUGUAGAAAUAGACAAUUCUAGGCCCCAAGGUUCUUAUGACAGCGCAUAGAAAUAGAAACGAGACAUGGAAACGGUUGUGGAAGAUGUUAGAAUUAUUUUGUUUACAACUGAAGUCUGUCCAUAUUCAGGCAACAUUAAUCUGAUAAAGGAUUUAUGUUCUUGGUA
Sesamum indicum (sesame) is the source of this 3564-nucleotide messenger RNA. It is a transcript of the gene ECA3, whose product is annotated as endoplasmic reticulum-type calcium-transporting ATPase 3. The record is from RefSeq and is a predicted model, not a curated record. Gene Ontology annotation, molecular function: P-type calcium transporter activity; ATP hydrolysis activity; ATP binding. Lineage: Eukaryota; Viridiplantae; Streptophyta; Magnoliopsida; Lamiales; Pedaliaceae. Gene Ontology annotation, biological process: calcium ion transport. Gene Ontology annotation, cellular component: membrane.